AUAAGUCAGAAAAACAAUUAUAAAAUUAGACAGUCUGACAGAAGAUUGUGUCAUAAAAUUUUGGUUCACUACAUUCUGAGUUCAUCUAUUUGAGAAAACGGGAAAAUGGGUUCUCAGGGCAAAGCACAAUGGCAUACCCCUAUAAAUGUUAUUAAAAAUAAACAGGAAGUUUGGGCCAUCCUUGAAAAUACUGGUUGGAAACCGGAAAAAAUCGACAGUGCAAAAUCGAUAACGUAUUUCGACAAUCCUAUGAAAAGGCAGCACCGGAGCGCCGAAUACGAUCUGUUUUUUGCCUACACCAAAGUGUUUCCGCUUUGGGAUCCAAGAAAACCCAAAGACAACUGUCAAUAUCUGCGCGAUAUCCGAGAAAACAUUUAUCAGCAGGAAAAAGCCAAACCGGUACCGGUGCUUACGUCGCUCAACUACGGUUUAGCAGCGAGGAGGCUCCUCGAUCAACCAGAGACUUGUUACAAGAGGAUCCAUGCGACUGGUGAUUUUAAAAGAAGACGCGGUGUGAUGAAAGUGGAAGAGCGAGAACCGCAAUAAUAAUAAAUUCUUUUUUGACGUA
Tribolium castaneum (red flour beetle) is the source of this 568-nucleotide messenger RNA. RefSeq lists its product as uncharacterized. The coding region runs from base 106 to 546 and encodes 146 amino acids. NCBI's taxonomy places the organism in Eukaryota, Metazoa, Arthropoda, Insecta, Coleoptera, Tenebrionidae. The record is from RefSeq and is a predicted model, not a curated record. The transcript has 3 exons.